Molecule: messenger RNA, 1255 nt
Organism: Daldinia loculata
Lineage: Eukaryota; Fungi; Ascomycota; Sordariomycetes; Xylariales; Hypoxylaceae
Exons: 2
Coding region: 152-673 (173 amino acids)
Source: RefSeq, a predicted model, not a curated record
AACCGGUUCUCAAAAGGUGGUUCUUAGUCAACACUUUGGAAGCGUUCAACUUAUUGUAUAUCGCUUCAUAAGCUACUAUCUUCAUCCAGCUCUGUAUUUCCGAAUUUCCAUAUUUACCUAUAUAUAUCGAUUUUUACAAUUUCGAACAAGAAUGCUUUUGACAUCGUCGCAGGUCUCGGUUAUAAUUUCGUCAGGAAUUGUUGUCUUGUUCACGGCAGCAUUAUUUCUCAGCGGCUAUACAAUCCAGCAGCGAACACUACGCGACCUACGAGCAGCCAUCAAACCCAACCGAAUACCUCGACCGAGUCCCAAAGUCUACUUCCCAGAACACCAUAACUCGCCUGGCCAGCUCGAGGAUACGAUAAACGAAUCGCGACUGCGGCACCGCCGUAAGAAACAUGGCGCAGAGGAGGAAGAUAUUGUCAUUGUGCGGCCUAGUAUACCGGAGGAGGAGCUAGAGAAACCAGAGUGGGAAGAGUCUGCUGCGCCGGAGGAAGACGACGCUGCUGGGGCAUUUGUGGGAACGCCGAACGCUGUGGAGGAACCUACACCCAAGAAGAAGCUGGAGGAGAAGCCAGUCAGCAGAGCUGAGAGGAGGCAGAAGAUCAAAGAGGAGAUACGACGGUUGUCGGAAGGCCAAGAGCGAGUAUAUUAUCAACGACGACUAUGGUAGUUUUACUUUACUAUUCUGCUAUUCUCUAAAAGCUAUUAUCUACUUGGUACUGUUCAUAUAGGCACGCAUUGGGAUUGGUGGAAACGGGGCUUUUAGGGAACCUGGGGGCUGGUUUUCGGAUAAGAUAUGGUGGAUUUCAGGCACGACAUAUAAUGACAAAGGGGCGGUGACGUGGGAUCUGUACGAAUAGUUUAUGGGACAACGGUUAGGGUUAACGGUUACUGGGUUAGAACGCAGGCGGAUCUUUUUGCCUUGUGAACAAGCAAAGUCUUGAGUGGUAUAACAUAACAGAAACAUUGUGUUGAGGCUGGUGUUAUUUCGACUCGUCUGAUAAAUCGUGUCUUUCAGGGUUGCAGUGAAGCAGUGUCAUCUGCACCCGAUUAAGAACCCCGAAUCUCUAAGGGUUGCGAAUUAAGUCUCACGCGAGGGCUGCAGAUGAUUGAUUGCCAGAUAAGGACAUCGACUCCGGGUAGGAUCUAGGGCAGAUUGGCGACCACCGAUAGAUGCAUGUAGGUGGUCUUAAGGUUACUGCCGAGCCGAGGGAGUUGUUAAAGUACGUGUAUUCAGGAACGUGGAAAAAAC